Messenger RNA from Polyodon spathula (Mississippi paddlefish), 3073 nucleotides. RefSeq names its product glutamate receptor ionotropic, kainate 2-like. The transcript has 16 exons. Gene Ontology annotation, cellular component: kainate selective glutamate receptor complex; postsynaptic membrane; presynaptic membrane. Lineage: Eukaryota; Metazoa; Chordata; Actinopteri; Acipenseriformes; Polyodontidae. Gene Ontology annotation, biological process: modulation of chemical synaptic transmission; synaptic transmission, glutamatergic; monoatomic ion transport. Gene Ontology annotation, molecular function: kainate selective glutamate receptor activity; transmitter-gated monoatomic ion channel activity involved in regulation of postsynaptic membrane potential. The record is from RefSeq and is a predicted model, not a curated record. The coding region runs from base 253 to 2982 and encodes 909 amino acids.
UGAAUGGAUUUCUCUGGGAUUUGCACACCCUAACAUGGAUGUCCCACCAUUCCUUGCAUCGGAAGCUUUCUUCUUGGCGCAGUGAAUGAAGAACAUGCAGUGAUUGCUAAUGGAUUUGGGAAGCGUAUGUUCUCUUCUAUAAGUGGCCAUGCCGUGAUCCUCACUGAGGGCCAUCACCCUACUUAACGUCAGUAUAACUGUUCUGGGGAAUCUAAACAGUAGGGAAUAAACAUUGUGCAUUAUACAAACAACAUGAAGAUCACCUCCCCAAUUCUAACUAAUCUGAUCUUCAGGUGCCUCAUUAGGCUCUAUCUGCUGAUAUUAUGUGUGGGAUAUUCUCAUGGGAUGCCACACGUUUUAAGAUUUGGGGGUAUUUUUGAAUCUGUAGAAUCUGGUCCUUCAGGAGCAGAAGAAUUAGCCUUCAAAUUUGCUUUAAAUACAAUCAACAGAAACAGGACACUCCUGCCAAACACAACGCUAACAUAUGACAUCCAAAGGAUAAACAUCUAUGACAGUUUUGAAGCUUCUAGAAAAGCCUGUGAUCAGCUCUCUCUGGGGGUGGCAGCCAUCUUUGGUCCUUCACAUAGUUCUUCAGCCAAUGCUGUACAGUCCAUCUGCAAUGCACUGGGAGUUCCUCACAUACAGACAAAAUGGAAGCACCAAGUCUCGGACAACAGGGACUCUUUCUAUGUCAGCCUUUAUCCUGAUUUCUCCUCACUCAGUCGAGCAAUCCUGGACCUGGUCCACUUCUUCAAAUGGAAAACGGUCACCAUUGUAUACGACGACAGCACAGGUCUCAUUCGAUUACAAGAGCUCAUCAAGGCCCCAUCACGCUACAACAUUCGAUUGAAAAUCCGCCAGUUACCAGCGGACACAAAGGAUGCCAAGCCUUUGCUGAAGGAAAUGAAAAGAGGAAAAGAGUUCCAUGUAAUAUUUGACUGUGGUCAUGAAAUGGCAGCUGGCAUAUUAAAGCAGGCAUUAGCUAUGGGAAUGAUGACAGAAUAUUACCAUUACAUUUUCACAACACUGGAUCUCUUUGCCCUGGAUGUGGAGCCUUAUCGCUACAGUGGUGUUAACAUGACAGGAUUCCGAAUCUUAAACACCGAAAACACCCAAGUAGCUUCAAUAAUUGAGAAGUGGUCGAUGGAGCGGCUCCAAGCGCCUCCCAAACCAGACUCGGGUUUGUUGGAUGGAUUUAUGACGACUGAUGCAGCUUUAAUGUACGACGCAGUUCAUGUGGUGGCGGUGGCCGUCCAGCAGUCUCAGCAGAUAACUGUCAGCUCGUUACAGUGCAACCGGCACAAGCCCUGGCGCUUUGGGAACCGGUUCAUGGGUCUCAUUAAAGAGGCCCACUGGGAAGGCUUAACAGGCCGGAUAACUUUCAACAAAACCAAUGGCUUGAGGACUGAUUUUGAUUUAGAUGUGAUCAGCCUGAAGGAGGAAGGCCUUGAGAAGAUUGGAACCUGGGAUCUGCCAAGUGGCUUGAACAUGACAGAAAACCAAAAGGGAAAGACAACCAACGUCACUGACUCCCUAUCCAACCGAUCCUUGGUUGUUUCCACAAUCUUGGAAGACCCGUAUGUGAUAUUUAAGAAAUCUGAUAAACCUCUUUAUGGGAAUGAUCGGUUUGAAGGAUACUGCAUCGACCUCCUCAGGGAGCUGGCCAAUAUCCUGGGAUUUACGUAUGAGAUAAGAUUGGUGGAGGAUGGGAAAUACGGAGCCCAGGAGGACACGAAUAGUGGCCAGUGGAAUGGCAUGGUCAAGGAACUCAUGGACCAUAAAGCUGAUCUUGCAGUUGCUCCCCUGGCUAUCACCUAUGCCCGGGAGAAGGUCAUUGACUUCUCCAAGCCCUUCAUGACGCUGGGAAUAAGUAUUUUGUACCGCAAGCCCAAUGGUACAAACCCUGGUGUUUUCUCCUUCCUGAAUCCACUCUCUCCCGAUAUCUGGAUGUAUAUUCUGCUGGCUUACUUGGGUGUCAGUUGUGUGCUGUUUGUCAUAGCCAGGUUUAGCCCCUAUGAAUGGUAUAACCCCCACCCAUGCAAUCCUGACUCGGACGUGGUGGAAAACAAUUUCACCUUGCUAAAUAGUUUCUGGUUUGGAGUUGGAGCUCUCAUGCAGCAAGGUUCUGAGCUCAUGCCCAAAGCCCUUUCCACCAGAAUUGUUGGGGGUAUCUGGUGGUUUUUCACACUGAUCAUUAUUUCUUCAUACACUGCUAACCUAGCCGCCUUUCUAACAGUGGAACGCAUGGAAUCACCCAUAGAUUCAGCAGACGAUUUGGCUAAACAAACGAAAAUAGAAUACGGGGUAGUGGAAGAUGGUGCCACAAUGAUGUUUUUUAAGAAAUCAAAAAUCUCAACAUAUGACAAGAUGUGGGAAUUCAUGAACAGCCGAAAACAUUCUGUGCUUGUGAAGAACAAUGAAGAAGGGAUCCAGCGUGUGCUCACCUCUGAUUAUGCCUUCUUAAUGGAGUCAACGACCAUUGAGUUUGUUACACAACGGAACUGUAACCUCACACAGAUUGGUGGCCUUAUAGAUUCCAAGGCGUAUGGAGUCGGUACUCCCAUGGGGUCUCCUUACCGGGAUAAGAUCACCAUAGCAAUUCUCCAGCUGCAGGAAGAAGGAAAACUCCACAUGAUGAAGGAGAAAUGGUGGAGGGGAAAUGGCUGCCCCGAAGAGGAGAGCAAAGAAGCCAGCGCCCUGGGGGUGCAGAACAUCGGUGGAAUUUUUAUCGUGCUGGCAGCAGGCCUCGUACUCUCAGUAUUUGUGGCAGUCGGAGAAUUCUUGUAUAAAUCCAAACAAAAUGCACAGCUUGAAAAGAGGUCCUUCUGUAGCGCCAUGGUGGAUGAGCUCAGGGUGUCUCUGAAGUGUCAACGUCGCCUCAAACACAAGCCCCAGGCUCCUGUCAUAGUAAAAACAGAAGAAAUCAUCAACAUGCACACAUUUAACGACAGAAGAUUGCCAGGCAAGGAGACCAUGGCAUAGAACUUGGUGGGGGUGGGGGAGAGGAAGCUGUCCUGAGCACACACUGUCAUCAUUGUUCAAAACAAUUUGCCAGAAAAUGUUUCCUGUGGAA